Messenger RNA from Ooceraea biroi (clonal raider ant), 2100 nucleotides. RefSeq names its product thiamine transporter 1. NCBI's taxonomy places the organism in Eukaryota, Metazoa, Arthropoda, Insecta, Hymenoptera, Formicidae. Gene Ontology annotation, molecular function: vitamin transmembrane transporter activity. The record is from RefSeq and is a predicted model, not a curated record. Gene Ontology annotation, biological process: vitamin transport; transmembrane transport. Gene Ontology annotation, cellular component: plasma membrane.
AUCAUAGAACGAUCUUGUGCUGUAUGGGCAUAAAUAUGAAUAUGAAUAUAUAAUAAAAUAAAGGUAAAAUCAUUUAUGCAUGGUACAGAGGAAGAAAAUUCCUCUAAGAGAAUAUUUUCAAUACCAAUAGAUGGCACAAUCAUGUUUUGAUAAGAGCUGAUAAGAAUGCAUGCAAGCGUAAUUGUUUACAGUGCAGUGCAGUGCGUGUAGGUAUUGCAAGAAUGCCUUUGCUGCAAGAGUUUGGCUGAUGCAGUAUAUAUAAGUAUAGCUGGUGUCAACAUCGUCUUUAAGAGAUCGCUCGCAAAGGAUAUUGUCCACAUUUCAUAUGGAACAGCUAAACAGAAUUAUCAGAUGUGAAGUGUAAUCAGUUGAAUAAAGGAUAGUAAAAUAUUUGCAACAUGCAUUGGAUUAAGAUUUCGUGCAUUUUGUGCAUGUUUGGAUGUUUUAAGGAUUUUCAUCCAUCUGAGUCAUUCAUAACGGAUUACUUAACGGGACCUUGGAAAAAUUUUACAGCUGACGAAGUAAAUCAUUAUAUUUAUUCUGUGGCUACAUACAGCUAUUUAUUAUCAUUAGUACUAAUGUUCUUGAUCACGGAUUUCGUCCGAUACAAACCUAUCAUCAUACUCUGUGGCCUCUCCGGCUUUGCCACUUUUCUCCUGAUAAUACUGGGGAAGAUUGUGAUUGUUUUACAAAUUGCGAAAUUUUUGUUCGGCUUGUUCCUGUCCGCGGAAGUGGCUUAUUAUACUUAUAUAUAUGCCAAAGUAGAUAAAAAACACUAUCAGGAGGUGACAAGCCAUACCAAAGCGGCGUCUUUAUUUGGUCGUAGCAUGUCAGGCAUCAUAGCUCAGUCAACAGCAUCCUUCGAUUUAUUAAAUUAUCAUCAGCUCAAUUAUUUGACUCUUUCAGCUAUGGCUAUUGCAACAGUUUGGUCACUCUUUUUGCAUUCCGUGGGUCAAUCCAUCUAUUUUCAUCGUGUUAGCGAUUCUGAUGAUGAGAAUUCGAUUAGAAGUACGCAGAAGGAAAGAGAAGAGGCCAUUCAGUCACAACAAUCAAACAAUCCUGAGGAAUCAAAAAUAUCGUGCAAGAACAGGAAGAAACACAACUCGUUACUUUACAAAAUCAAAAGUGCAUACGCGCUAUUAUGGAAACACUUUGUGCAGGCUUACUAUCAUGUGAUUAAAUGGUCAGCCUGGUGGGCCUUGUCUACUUGCGGUUAUCUGUUAAUCACCAUGUACUCGCAAUUACUUUGGCAAACGGCAGUGAAGCCGGACGACAGAAUCUACAAUGGUGCCGUGGACUUCCUCUAUACGAUCAUAAGUUCGAUAUCCGUGUUUUCCGUAGGAAAGAUACGAUUAAACUGGGUUGCAUUGGGGGACAUAACAUGUUCUGCCUUCGCAUUCCUAGAAGCCGCUAUAUUGUUGGCCUCUUCUUAUAGUUACAACAUUUGGUUUUUAUAUGCCGGCUAUAUUAUAUUCGGCGUAAUUUAUCACACUAUGGUGACUGUUGCAAGUUUCGAGGUUGCCAAGUGCAUAUCUGAAGAUAGUCACGGCUUGAUAUUCGGAGUGAAUAUAUUUCUUGCAUUAUUGAUGCAGAGCUUUCUAACGCUCAUAGUCGUCACUACGCUCAAGCUUGAUAUCAGGACACAAUUCUAUAUCUAUGGUGGCUACUUUCUAGUCUUAGGUGUGAUAUACACCGUGCUGAGUACAAUUAACAUCGUGCAACAUCGUCGAAGCACCACUGAAGAAGAGCGUAUCAGACGUACUGUUUAAUCUCCAAUGUGUGUUAAUAGAAUAGACUGAAUGAACUUUUAUUAGUUUUAAAAGAAAUUCCACUGAAUCGAAAUCGCUGACUAGAAAUCAUUGAUGAUAAAUUAAAAAGAUUUAUCUUCUAGUGUGUUGACUCGAUAAGUUACAAUUUUCUUUAACGUAUCUCGUAUUGGAAUUGGUAAAAAUUAGACAAGAGAUAUGAUGUUUUGCGAUGGAAUAGUUAAUAUUGUUUUAAGAGACUCUUUGAUUAUGGUGGAUUAUUUAUACAGGGUGUCCCAGGUUUUAACCAACAAACUGCGGGAGCAUAUUCUACUAGUGGAAAUAAGAAAAAAUU